GUGUGGGACAUAGCUGCUAGUCCACGUUACGUUACUUGGUAGCACACAUUCAGCGAAGUCUGGACUCCGUCAACGGACGCAGGCUCGUGCACAUGAAAGCCGGCGUUACCGAAAAGGAAGCUAAUUGUUGUUAUUAUCUCUGUUAGCUAGACAUACCCUAUGAAGAUGUCUCCUCACUUCAUGGCCUAUUUUUACUAUGUAGCAGCAUGCUACCCACAACCUAUCCUGCCAAGACAGUAGCCCUGUUGUUGUUCAGUAGACAUACUAUUCCACUUUAAAUCAUGGAGGAGGGAGGCAUGGCGUAUCGGACAAGAGCGCGCGCAAGAAGCGCGACGCCAGUCCCGCCAACUAGCAUUGCAAAGCAGCCUGUACGCGCGAGGAAAACUCCGACUGCAAAUCAGACAACUGGACGAAAACGGACCGCGUCAGUAGCUGAGCUGGCAAGGACAGCGCCAUGUGAUGACACCGGACUAGGGCUGCGUCUUACCGGCAACCAAGGCCGCAUCCCUGAUAUCCCGCACUCUUCUGGUAUCGAUGACGAGUCUAAAGUUUCGGACCACGAAGAGGAUGACGACGAGAUUCUGGAAUGCACCGCCUUGCCAACUGUCGCUGGGGUACCCAGCCACCGUGCAGCGUCCCCUCAACUAGCUCCUUCCGGCGAUAGUGACGUUGUCGUCGUGGAGGAGGCAUCUCAGCCUGAAAUUGACGACGAUGUUGUGCUGGCCGAUUCCCCGAACAAGCGGCCUCGGACUGCCGAGCACGGCAGCACGGACGGCAGCGAUUGUGAUGACCUGGGGGACGAUGAGGACCUUCGGGUGACAGGGGCCACGGGGCAGGUGGUGAACCGCGACCUGCCGCAUCUGCGACCCGACUGCGCGGAUCGCCCCUUCAUGAGGGAAGGUGCAACCAGCAACGGCGCGCAUUGCGGAAACUGCUUCUGCUACGUGUGCGACGUGGAGGCGUCCAAGUGCGAGUUCUGGGGCACGGGCUCCCGAGAACGCGACCACGCCAACGCCCAUAACGCCAACCCCAUCUGGAGGAAGCUCCGUGACGGCCGCAGCGACAAGGACAAGCUCCGCAAGGCGUUCCUGCUCGAGGGGCCACUGAGCGUGCCCCGUCGCCGGUCGGAAGCUGUAGCACUCGGGCCCAUUGUGCUGGAUGACGACCAGAAUGCGGCAGUGGGGCUAGCAGGGUCCCCGUCGCAGCAGCAGCAGCAGCAGCUCCACGGGGGCGAGGCAGCAGCCGGGCACCGGUACGCAUUGAGGUCCCGUGCCCGCAGGGCCGAGCCGGCGGGUCAGCGAGCGGUUACACCGGCCAGCGAGAGUGACGGCGGCAGCAGGAGCACCGGUAGCAGCAGUGACGGAGGUGCUGACAGUGACGACGACUUUGUUGUGAGCGUUGUUGAUCGAGCGACGCGGCAGCGCACUCGGCAGCGCAGCGCGUCACCACAGCGGCAGCAGGGUAGCGGCAACGUGCGCUCGACGGCCGCCCGUGGCCCUCCUUGCACUGCCGCCGGGACUGCCGCCGCCGCAGCAGCUCCCAUCUACACAGGUGCCUAUGGCACAGCGGACCCUGCCCCUGCACCCGCACCCGCCCGCAAGCGCGGCUUGUCGGCUCCUCCAACCGGCCCCGCGUUGCAGCGCAUCCAACCGGUGCUCGCCACGGUGUUCCCCAACGCCAAUGCAAUGAUCAUGGCGUGCAACAAGGCGUACGCGUCGUACAGGCUGCCCCUGGAUGUGUUGCGAUCGUACGUCGCUCGUCAGGGACGCCCGCACGGUUUCGAAGUACUGGAGCACUGGCUCAACCUCACCAUGGAGGUGCGCAUCAGCUACCAGGGCGAGAGCUUCACCGCCAGCUACCGGUUCAGCUCUGGCGUGAGGGCGAAGGACGCCAAGCAGCUGGCCGGGGCUGCCUGCCUGGAGAAGUUGCUUGUGGAGAAGGACGUGCGGUGGAGCGAGCUCUACCCCGCACCCCCGGGCUACAAGCAAGUGCAGGAGGUGAGGCGCGCUGAGGCCUCGAUCAGCAAGGCGGCAGAGCAGGCGGCGGCAGAGCAGGCAGCUGCAGGACAGGCGGUGGCAGGACAGGCGGUGGCAGGGCAGGCGGUGGCAGGGCAGGCGGUGGCAGGGCAGGCGAUGGCAGGGCAGGCGGUGGCAGGGCAGGCGGUGGCAGGGCAGGCGGCGGCAGGGCAGGCGGUGGCAGGGCAGGCGGUGGCAGGGCAGGCGGCGGCAGGGCAGGCGGUGGCAGGGCAGGCAGCGGCAGGACAGACAGCGGCAGGACAGGCAGCGGCAGGGCAGGCAGCGGCAGGGCAGGCAGCGGCAGGACAGGCAGCGGCAGGGCAGGCGGUGGCAGGGCAGGCAGCACUGGCUCGGGCGCAGGCAGGCGCGUCCACAUCCGGGCGGGCGGCGCCCCCUCAGUCGCCCAGGGCAGCGGCGGCACCGUGGCAGGGGCGUUCCGGGCAGCAUGCACCCGACCGGAGCUCGCCCAUGCGGCCGGACCCUAGGCAGGGAGGUCAUGCAGGCCCGGGCUCCUGGUCCGGCAGGGCAGGUGGCGACGGCGACUUCCGGCAGCCCACCGGGUACGGCCACCCCAGCUUCCAGCAGCACCCCGGCCCCUUCAUGCAUGGAUGGGACGGCCGGCCCCCGUAUGGACCACCCCCCUACCCGCACGGCCAGCCGCCCGCGUGGCCGUACAUGCCGCAACAGCAGCCCUACUAUUCGUACUCGUACUCCUACCAGCAGGGUGCAUACCCGCCGGGACAACAGCACCAAUGGAGGUGAUGGCGGGCCGAGAGGUGAAGGUGGGUUUUGGCUUGUAGAUGCAAGGUAGUGAACCGUGCCCGUUGGCUUUGGCCCGACAAGUGGCAUCCUGAAUAAGACCGCUAUACGGGUAUUUGCAUAUGCAUGGAGGCUCGGUGUGGUUCGUAGUGAAAACCAGCAAGAGUAACCUGAGCUUGGGCAAUGUGUCUUGUGGUUAAGUGAAGUGUCGAAACUCGGCCCAUUCCAGUGUAAGGUGUUUAUGAUCUGGGGUUACUUCUUACUUGCACGUUAAGUCGUUAACAUGCAGGGCAUUUUAGCCAACACUGGACUCAGCAGCGAACCGGCCCAGUGGUGAGGAAGGCCAACAGCGCAUUGCGCAGGUACCCGGGCUGCGCAGGAUGGGCUGGGUGUGGGUUGUAGGCAGCUGGGCAGGUGGGCGGGCGCAGCUUGAUGACUGAUGAGUUUCCGCCCUCAGGGAGUAAUGUGCUUAGGCAUACGUGUGCUUAGGCUAUGGCACUGAUGCAGUGGCACCAUGACCAGCCUCCGCAUCCACGGUGUCAUUGCCUGAUGCAGUGCUGGGGUGCAGCACCUUUCUUUUGCUCCGACAGGGUUACCUAUGUUACGGUGGGUUUGGUAGCUAAGGUUAUAUAAUGAACAAGAGAGAGAGCGACGUGUAGACUUGUAUGCUAUAUGGCCUCAGGCGUGGCUGCAUGGGCGGCAGGAUGAUACUCUUUCCUUGAUACGUCGCUGGUUGUGUCGCUAGCCUUCAGGGCGUGACAAUUACAGAGUCAACGUCCUGGUACGGAGAUGCCGUAGGCAUCACUCUUUUCUAGACUUUAGCGUCCAUGCCAGACACGUUUACCGCCAGACUCGCCCUACAUGCUCAUCCGUUACUGGAGAUGUGGCUGCGGUCCUUGGGCGUAUGACGAGUACCGUGUUGACGAUUAAUAGUCUUGGCGGAUGUUGUAAGGUUUUUAAGAACUGUAAGUCUGUUACUAGUGACUCAAAUGUCUGAUUACUCGCGGUGUCCUUGCUGCCAGGAAGUUGCCAACUCUAACGGGGGAAGAUAACACCCCGGUAUCCCCCUUGCCCUGCGGGCCUAGGAUUCCCCAGCGGUGGCUUGCAACCCGGCUUGCCUGGGCCACCGUAUGCAGAUACAAUCGAGCUAGCAGC
Messenger RNA from Astrephomene gubernaculifera, 3929 nucleotides. Lineage: Eukaryota; Viridiplantae; Chlorophyta; Chlorophyceae; Chlamydomonadales; Astrephomenaceae. The record is from the annotation of a GenBank genome assembly.